CCACACCACAACGGGGCACGCCGCGGAAACUUGUGAGACAGCUCUGCGCCGGUCGUCGCGUCGCGUCGCGCCGUCCUCCUCCUUCUCGCUCGGCGCCCGGCCGCCGGCUCGUGCUCCGGAGGCCUGCCUAGAGCCCGCCUGAGCGCAUCCACUCGGCCGCUCCCUCUCACCUCGCCCCAGAUUCCAAACCCUAGGGUAGUACGCGGCCUUGCGGCUGGCAACGGAGAAUACGGCGUCUGGUGCGGAAAGGGCUUGGGAGUUUGGGCGCUUGGCAGCGGACGGUGUGCCAGUGCGCGAGCGCGACCGUGCGAGGUGGGUGGCUAGCGGCGACCGAGACUUGCAGUUUUGUGGCGCUUCCUUCCUUUCUGGACUGAAUGGAGCAAGGGGAUAAUCAAUCAGCUGAAAACUUACUCGUUUCAUCUGAUAAUGGUAACGAGUUGGAAGAUUUACCUGUGAAGGAAAGAUGUUUUGAGCAGAGAGAAGCACUUCCCGAGGAGCCUCGCUGUGUUGUGUGUGGCCGAUAUGGUGAAUAUAUAUGUGAUCAGACUGAUGAUGACAUCUGCAGUGUGGAAUGCAAGACAAUUCUUCUUGCUAGGCUUGCUGCUAAAACAAAACCAGCAACUAAAGAAGCAAAAUGUGUGAAUCUUCCUUUUGGUGAUGAGAGUUUCUGUAUUACGGACAAUAAUUUUCCUAAUAUACCUACUUUGGUUGCCAGCCGGAUCACUGCACUGAGAAGUAAACUUGACAUUUGUGUCAAGGGUGAGGCUGUUCCUGAUCCUAUCAUGUUUUUCUCUUCCUGUGGUCUUCCUGAGAAGCUUGUGUGCAAUCUUGAGACUGCAGGAUAUUGUAUGCCUACUCCAGUGCAGAUGCAAGUCAUCCCUGCAUCAAUGAGUAAUAGAAGCUUACUUGUUUCUGCUGAUACUGGUUCAGGGAAAACAGCAUCUUUUCUAAUCCCCAUAAUUGCACAUUGUUCACGAGUAAGAUCGCACCAAUGCACAGGCAAGCUAGGACCUUUGGCUAUAGUUCUUGCUCCAACUAGAGAACUAUGCCUGCAGGUGGAAGAGCAAGCAAAAGUGCUUGGAAAAGGUUUGCCUUUCAAAACUGCUCUAGUUGUUGGUGGAGAUCCCUUGGCUCAGCAAAUUUACAGAAUUGAAAAUGGUGUUGAAUUAAUUGUUGGCACCCCUGGGAGGCUAAUUGAUCUUCUGAUGAAACACAAUGUUGACCUUGACAAUGUUUGUAUAUUUGUCUUGGAUGAGGUGGACUGCUUGCUAGAGAGGGGAUUUAGGGAUCAGGCUAUGCAGAUUUUUCAGGCACUUUCACAGCCCCAGGUUAUGAUGUUUUCAGCAACAUUACAUUCAGAAGUUGAGAAGAUGUCUAACUCACUGGCUAAGAAUGUGAUACGUAUCUCUUGUGGGAACCCAAGCAGGCCAAACAAAUCAGUUAAACAAGUUGUCAUUUGGGUGGAGUCUAAGCAGAAGAAGCAGAAGAUUUUUGAGAUAAUGAAAAGUAAGCAGCACUUCAAGUCUCCUGCUGUUGUGUUUGUGAGUUCCAGAGUUGGCGCUGAUCUCUUGUCUGAAGCAAUUACUGUUGCUACUGGAUUGGAGGUUGUUUCUAUUCAUGGUGAGAAGAGGAUGAAUGAGAGAAGAGAGAGUUUGACAAGGUUUUUGACGGGAGAAGUAUCUGUCGUUGUUUCUACUGGGGUCCUGGGCCGUGGAAUGGAUCUCCUGAAAGUACGUCAAGUGAUAUUGUUUGACAUGCCAAAUUCCAUUGAUGAAUAUGUUCACCAAGUUGGAAGGGCAUCUCGGAUGGGUGAGGAGGGUAUGGCUAUUGUGUUUGUGAAUGAGGAGGAUAGGAGGCUUUUCAAAGAGCUUGUUCAGGUUCUGAAGACUGCAGGAGCUCCAAUACCCCGAGAACUUGCAAAUUCAAAAUACACAACUGGUGUUUCUCUUGGUAGCGGGAGGAAGAGAAAAUCGAGGUCUCGUCCUUGACCAGGAUGUAUAAAAGAGUUGCUGUCAAUCUUUCUUGUAGUCAAAUAUGUCACUAUUGCAUGUUUACUCGGGACCUGACCCUUGCUAUUCAACAGCCAAUUCAUCUGAAGAUCCAUCUACCUAAAGACAAGUUGAUUAUCUAUGGAAUUCAUACUUUUCCUGAAAUUUUCAGACAUGUGCUGUCCCAAGUCACAACAGGGGCAAACAGUAUAAGAUGAUUUCUCGGUGCAAGAUGUCUAGGAUCAAUUCAUGCUGGAAAUAUGAAGAAGAUACAAUAUAUGUAAAUGUCAACAAGAUGAUCGAUUUCAACAUCAGUAUCAGAGUCAAGGUUGAUCGAUCCCGGUGAUGUCGGCUCCUACAAGUGGUGCGGCUCUGAGUCCCCGAAGGCAGUUCAACCGCCGCAGCUCCCCAUCGCCGCCGCCAUGACGAUUGCGACACCGAGACGUCGGUGGACGCUUUGCGGUCGUCUAGCCGUGUGGUUAAAGAGGUUAGCGGCACGUUAUACCUGAUCCUCACACGGAGCAACUACGCCGACUGGAGGUUAUUUUUACUUGUACACAUCGGUUCCGUUCGUGGUCUGUGCUACAACGACAGGAGCUUCGUGAGCUGGUACUUCAGCAUAUGAACGCCUGGAGAGAGUGGCUAGGGAGUUGUUCAACCGGUUUGGACGACAGUUUAGACUUUACAUUCAAAUUUAAGUAUAAUAACCAUGGCUGAGGGGAUCUAUUUCCAGCUUGUUUAGCUCUUUUUCGUGAUAGUCUUAGCAUAUUUGGUGUCUUUUGUUUUUUUGGUUGUGUGCAUUGUUUAUAUGCAGAGGCUAGGGGGAGGGAGACUCUUGUACGGUCGUAUCACCUUGAUGUAACGAUGAGAGUUAAUAAAGCUUCACAUUAAGCAGGGA
Phragmites australis (common reed) is the source of this 2886-nucleotide messenger RNA. Its product is annotated as DEAD-box ATP-dependent RNA helicase 41. The transcript is spliced from 5 exons. The coding region runs from base 375 to 1988 and encodes 537 amino acids. Lineage: Eukaryota; Viridiplantae; Streptophyta; Magnoliopsida; Poales; Poaceae. The record is from RefSeq and is a predicted model, not a curated record. Gene Ontology annotation, molecular function: nucleic acid binding; RNA helicase activity; ATP binding.